This is a messenger RNA of Passer montanus (Eurasian tree sparrow), 1659 nucleotides long. RefSeq names its product transducin-like enhancer protein 1. Gene Ontology annotation, biological process: negative regulation of canonical Wnt signaling pathway; regulation of DNA-templated transcription. Gene Ontology annotation, cellular component: transcription regulator complex; nucleus. The transcript is spliced from 15 exons. Bases 93 to 1430 code for a protein of 445 amino acids. The record is from RefSeq and is a predicted model, not a curated record. Gene Ontology annotation, molecular function: protein binding; transcription corepressor activity. NCBI's taxonomy places the organism in Eukaryota, Metazoa, Chordata, Aves, Passeriformes, Passeridae.
ACGGCGCAGGGAAUUCCCGGGCCUGAUCCGGAGCUGGGAGCAGUUUCGGGGCCCGCGCGGCCGGAGGGUCCCGGGCCUGUCCGGUGCCGAGGAUGUUCCCGCAGAACCGGCCCCCGGCCCACCUCCAGGCACCCUCUGCUGCCUCGGGCGCCGCUGUUGCUGCCAGUGCCAUCCCCAGCACCCCCCAGUCCCUCAAGCUGACUUACCCAGAGACCUUGGAUCGCAUCAAGGAGGAAUUCCAGUUCCUGCAGAACCAAUACCACAGCUUGAAGUUAGAAUGUGAAAAGCUGGCAACAGAAAAAACAGAAAUCCAGCGUCAUUAUGUCAUGUACUACGAGAUGUCCUAUGGCCUGAACAUCGAGAUGCACAAACAGACGGAGAUCGCCAAGCGGCUCAAUGUGAUCUGCGCCCAGCUCAUCCCGUUCCUGUCUCAGGAGCACCAGCAGCAGGUGGUCCAGGCUGUGGAGCGAGCGAAGCAGGUGACUAUGACCGACCUGAACGCGGCCAUCGGGCACCAGCUGCAGACCCAGCACCUCUCGCACCACGCUCCCCCCAUCCCGCUGACCCCCCACCCCUCGGGGAUGCAGCCCGCUGGCCUCGCUGGCAUCAGCAGUGCCUCGGGGCUGCUGGCACUCUCGGGGGCACUGGGGGCUCAGGCCCAGCUCCUUGCCAAGGACGACCGAGGAGUCCAUGACACAGAGUCCAGGGCCACAGACCGAGACCCCGGCCCCAGCUCCCUGGCGCUGUCGAACGGGGAGCGCGCGCGAGCCAUCGCCGAGUACCUGAGCGGCAGCAAGAAGAGGAAGGUGGAGGAGAAGGAGUUUGUUACAGACUAUGGCAGCGAUGCAGACAAAAGUGAGGACAACUUGGUGGUGGAUGAGGACCCCUCCUCCCCACACAGCGUCCACUCCUACUCGUCCCGGGAGAACGGCGUGGAGAAGGUCCCAGUGGGCAGGAAGGAGGCCAUCCCCCUCAGUCCCACCUCCAUGGCCUCCUCCAGCAGCACGUCCCCGUCUCGGAGCAAGGAUGCCCCCACGGUGGAGAAGGCAGGAACACCCAGCCUGAAGUCCAGCACGCCCACCUCCCAGGGUGACACCCUGCCAGGCUCCAGCAGUGCCCAGCAGUUCCGCCCCGCCGCUGCCAAGGUCCCCGUGGACCCCCUGGCCCUGGGCCUGAGGAAUCCGCUGGGAGUGCAGAGCCCCUACUCGGCCGCCUUUGGCUUGGCACACCCUGCGGUCAACGGGGACGUGGCCGGGAGCGGCGCCUACGCCAGCCUCCACCUCAUGUCCCCCCAGCUCAACGGGGCUGCGGCCGCCGUGGGAGCCGGCGGCUACGGGCGCUCGCCCCUGGUGGGCUACGACCCGCACCCCCACAUGCGCGUCCCAGGGCUGGUGACCGGCAUGCAAGUGGGGACCUCGGGCAAGCCGUAAGUGGGGCUGGGCUGGAUGGGGAGGGGAUGUGGUGGCUUGUGGGGGUGAAUUUGGGCUGUGUGGAAAAGCUGGGAGCAGGAGCACAGCCUGGGGAAAGUCGGGCUGUGGUUGUUUUGUGCCCAGCUGCCAUCGCUGGGUGUGUUCUGCUCAUAGCUCUGACUCCAGACCAUGCUGCCUCUGUUGGACCUGCGUGGCACCAGCCCCUGUCCACACAGGGUUGUGCUCUGCC